AUGGCCGUCAGGGAGAACCGCCGGCGCUCCAUCGCAGAGCCCGACGGCAGCCAGCCGCGAGCCCCCGGCGACAUGCCGCGUCUUCGCACCACGGACGAGCGUGGUUUCACGACCAGCGCCAGCUCCCCGGACGCCAGUCCUUCGAACAGCCUGCGACGCAGCUUUCGCCGCAGCCGGCCUUCCUCGUCCGAAAUGGCCAGCGACGACCAGCUGUUCGACUUCCUCAGGCACGGCUCGGACAGGGAGGACUCGCUCGGACGACGGGCGUCACGCCGCGAAGCGAGACGUCGCUGGGCUGCAGACCUCUCAGAAGACUCGACGUCUCGUGAAAGGGUGCCGUCGCGAGAGACUGAGCAGACGCCUCAGGCUGAGACACCUCGUGAGCCGGCUACCAGCUCUUCUCCUGCUGCCGACGCGCCUUCGUACACACCGAGACGCUCGUUGGCGAAACCCACUUCCACUACGGCUACAAGCUCCACUGGAACAUUGACGCCGUCGACAGAACUCCAGAAGAGUGUUUCACGACACGAUGCGUCAAGCAAGCCCGUUACGCUGUCACCACCAUCGCCGAUUACUCCGACGAGUACGACACCACAAGGCACGCCUGAAGCAACGACACUGGUUGACUUUUCUCGCCAUACUGGCGUUCCCGUUAAGAGAAUCCCUCCGCCGUCGCCGGUGCCGGCAGUUCCCGCAGUACCGUCGACCACCCCAGCUGCCCAAGUCAGCUUCGUUCACAGCAGUAGCCCUCCCAGACGAAGCGCGCUGCCGUCGCCAACAUCUCUUCAACCUAUGCACAUUGCGACACCCAACAUCGCAUCUACCGCGGUGAACAGCCAGCCGUCGCAAGGUAACGGCUUGCCGUCGCCACCCCCUAGGAUAACGCCACCGCUUCAGCUCACGCCCCGAGUGACGCCACCUCCAUUAGUGACGUCACCGACCCUGACGACAUCACCUCCCCGCGUGACACCUCCUCCCCGGCUAACUCAGACUUACGGAAUAACAACGCAUUCUUCCGUAACAACUCCACGAACGACACCAUCACCGACCAGGACGACACCACCACCUCAAGUAACAUCGCCAUCAGCGGCGAACUUGCAAUCACCACCUGCGUUGCCAGUAACCCCACCGACGUUUCCAAGCAGCGUCUCCUCACCGGCUCCAUCACCAACGAGAAUGGAAGGCGUUCGUCGCAGUUCGAUACCCACAAUGCCCGGAAGCACCGUACUCAAGAGAAGCUCAAGGGUAUCUCCGUCGGAGAAACCUUUCAUGAGGGCCACCUCAGCUUGGACGGCGAGGUCGGGGCCGCUGCCUGCGACGAACGGAAACACUCCACCGUUCGGGUCAUCCUCGCCUCUGUUCACUCCCUCGUCUCCUCUUUCCGGAACACACUCGGCGAACGUCUCUCUACAGCGUCGAAUACCGCUGACGCCCCUUCGUGACCGAUCGAUGGGACAGCGACCGUCCAGAACGAAGACACCACCGGAGAACCAGCAUAUACCUGGUUCGCGGUGGCGCAGCUCAAGGACGGGCAUGAGCCCGUAGUGAUAAGAACUGUGUGGCGGCUCAUUUAGUGGCGCCGCUUGAUAUGACCAGGACUUGGAGAGAGAGAG
Molecule: messenger RNA, 1613 nt
Organism: Rhipicephalus microplus (southern cattle tick)
Lineage: Eukaryota; Metazoa; Arthropoda; Arachnida; Ixodida; Ixodidae
Source: RefSeq, a predicted model, not a curated record